GCAGGCGCACAUCCAGCUGUGACGGAGAUGUGAGGAAUGUGACGGAUAGGAAGGUGUGUCGCUCUUUGGUGUUGCUGUCGCUCUCAGCGUUUGGUCGCCGUCCCUCAUUUAGUCAGAGAGAAGGGGUGAGGGAGGGAGAGAGAGAGAGAAAAAUACGUUUCCUGCCCUCUUGGUGCUUCACUGAUCGCUCACUUCACGCGAUGGCACGCCUGCGUCCGUGUGCGAAGCAGCUGCGUAGGGAGCCCCGUUGCUUCUCAUAAGAAGUAACAAAAACCAACAAGGAAAAAAAAAAAAGUAGUGCCUCCAAGUCUGAAUUCGGGACGCAGAAGAAGACCGACGUCUGCUCACCGGUUGCUGGAGGCUGGAGGGCAGCGUGCGGCGGGGCCAGCGCGGGGAUGAGCGCGGAGGCGCACAGAGGAGGAGGAGGAGGAGGAGAGCCUGUGUCAAAUGGAAGCUGCAGCGCGUCGGACGCCGCCAGGAAGGUCCAACACCAAUCCAGCUGCGAAUCCCCGACGUGGGAGACCACGGAGUCUGUUUCAAAAGCGACGAUCCCACGACGCAGCAGCCUGAUCAAGGAUGGCUCACGUGCCGGUCGUGAGAAAAAGAAGACUGUGUCCUUCAGCAGCAGCCUGUCAGAGAAGAAGAUCAGCAGCGCUGCCGGGUGUAUCCACUCCAUGGUUGAAGGCAGUGAGCUGAAAAAGAUCCGCCCCAACUCCCGUGUUUAUCAGCGAUACUACCUCUUGGAUGCAGGCCUGCAGGCUCUGUUCUGGGAACCGUCCAAGAAAGAAUCGGACAAAGCUCGGAUCUAUCUCAACUCUAUACGUGAGGUCCGGAUUGGCCGUAACACGGAAACCUUCCGCACCAGUGGAGUUUAUGAGCAGGUUUCGGAGGACUGUGCAUUUUCCAUCAUCUAUGGAGAGUUGUAUGAGAGCUUGGACCUGGUGGCUAACUCUGCUGAAGUGGCAAACAUUUGGGUUACUGGACUGAGGUACCUCAUGCAGUAUGGCAAACAGGCGCUCGAUACACUUGCCAACAGUCAGGACAGCCUUCGCCUUCGGUGGCUGGAGCAGUUGUUCUCUUCUGCCGCUGAUCUAAAUAAACAGGACGGCGCUGAGGAACGGAUUCUGUUGCAGUCGGCCAUUAACUUGGUACAAAGUGUGAAUCCUGGAGUGAGCAGCGUAAAAGUGGAGAACAGGUUUAAAGAGAUCCAGAGACUCAGGGAGAAGAUGUGUAAUGAAUCAGGAUUUAAAGACCACACUGGAAAUGAAAAGCCAUCAGAGAAAAAAGAGCAAGUAACCAAGCAAGAGUUCAUUGAGGUCUUCCAUGACUUCUGCACCCGUCCAGAGAUCUACUUCCUGUUGGUGCAGUUCUCCAGCAACAAAGAAUACCUUGACGCAAAAGACUUGAUGAAGUUUAUUGAAGCCGAACAGGGUGUGGCACAAGUGAGUGAGGAAAUGAGUCUAAAACUCAUCCAGACCCAUGAACCAUCAGCGGAGGGGCGACAGCAGGGACACAUGUCAUUGGAUGGCUUCACCAGCUACCUCACUUCCUCUGAGUGCCAUCUGUUUGACCGGGAGCAUAAUACCAUCUGUCAAGACAUGUCCCAGCCUUUGUCUCACUACUACAUCAACUCGUCCCAUAACACCUACCUCAUUGAGGACCAGUUUCGAGGUCCCUCAGAUGUGUCUGGCUAUAUUCGUGCCCUAAAGAUGGGCUGUCGAUGCGUGGAAGUGGAUGUUUGGGAUGGCCCUGAUGGCGAGCCAGUGGUGUGCACAGGACACAGCCUGUCCCGUCCUCUGGCCCUAAAUUCUGUGUUGGAAGCGAUUGGAAGGUUUGCAUUUGUGGCAUCGGACUACCCGUUAAUACUCUGUAUUGAAAACCACUGUUCGCUGCAACAACAGAAAGUUUUGUUGCAACAUCUCACAAAGAUCUUGGGGGAUAGACUUUAUAGGGACCCACCCGAUGAAGGGGCUAUGUACCUACCUUCACCGCUGGCAUUAAGACAUCGAAUCCUACUGAAAGGUAAAAAGCUUGAGCCCACCAAUUUAGGCGGAGAGGAUGGGGAGGUAAGUGAGGAAGAUGAAGGAGCAGAAAUGAGUCAAAGGAUAAAAACAGUAAAUGCUGGUGGAACUGAGAAGGAUGUUGUGCAGAAAAGUAUCUCUCUAACAUCUUCCUCUCAGUCUAACACGCCUCAUCCUUCCCCUAAACGCUUCCAGCUGUUGAGAGAGCUGUCAGACCUGGUAACUCUAUGUCAUUCUGUUAGCUUCAAAGACUUUAAAACCUCAUCUAAAACUCAAAAACCUUGGGAAUUGUGCUCCUUUCAUGAAUCCCUGGCGUUGCGUCUUGCUGGCGACAGCCCUGGAGACUUUGUCAACCACAACAAACAUUUCUUAUCACGAGUUUACCCCAAACCUAUGCGCAUUGACUCAAGCAAUAUGAAUCCCCAGGACUUGUGGAAGUGCGGCUGUCAGAUUGUAUCAAUGAACUUUCAGACAGCAGGACUGAUGAUGGACCUGAACACGGCCUGGUUCCGGCAGAAUGGGAGCUGCGGUUAUGUGCUGCGUCCAGCUAUCAUGCGGCAGGAAGUAUCUUAUUUCAGUGCCGACACCAAAGACACAGUACCUGGUGUGACUCCACAGCUGCUACAUGUAAAGGUCAUCAGUGGCCAGAAUCUUCCAAAACCAAAAGGCUCUGGGGCCAAAGGGGAUGUUGUAGACCCUUAUGUGUAUGUGGAGAUCCAUGGCAUCCCAGCUGACUGCACAGAGCGCCGCACCAGGACGGUGACACAGAACGGGGACAACCCAGUAUUUGAUGAGAGCUUUGAGUUCCAAAUCAACUUGCCUGAGCUCGCCAUGGUUCGAUUUGUGGUGCUGGACGAUGACUUCAUUGGGGAUGAAUUCAUAGGACAGUAUACCAUACCACUGGAGUGCCUCCAACCAGGCUACAGACAUGUGCCCCUUCAGUCCCUCACAGGGGAGGACCUUCCACACGCCAAGCUGUUUGUGCACGUGGCCCUCACAAACCGGAGAGGAGGCGGAAAACCUCACAAAAGAGGCAUCUCUGUACGAAAGACUCGAAAAGGGAGAGAGUAUACGGCUCUGAGGGACUUAGGAGUUCGGACUGUCGAUGAAGUCUUCAAGAUGGCUGCUCCACUUUUGAGAGAAGCGGCAGACUUGAGGGGUAACAUGCAGAACUCUGUUGCAGUAUUCAGGGAGCUGUGUGGGGUGUCAGCUGUGGCCAACCUCAUGCAGUGUGUGCUGGCCCUGAGCUCCAGAGUGUCGGGCCCAGAGGGGAACCCUUUACUGCUGUUCGACCUAAGAGACAACUACCCCACCCUAGAGCCCCAGGGACCCCUGCCAGAUGUCCUUCGCCGAGUUGUCUCUACCUAUGAAACGAUGGUCAAUUCAAGCAAAGCUGUGAUGGAGUUUGCAGAUGCAAUCUAUGAAAAAAUCCUGCAUAUUCAAACAAUGGCGAUGGACUUUCACGAGAAUCUGCAAAACCUGGCGAUGAAAGAAGGGUUAAAAGGUUCCAAGGUUAGUCGAGCACUGGAGAGCUUCAGCUGGAACAUCACCAUCCUGAAGGGCCAGGCUGACCUGCUCAUACACGCCAAGGCUGAAGUCGAGGACAACAUGAAGCAGGUUCAUGAUGCAGCUCUGACAGGAAACCUCUGCAGGGAGGGGAUCGGGCUCAAACGAGUUCGCUCUCUAACAGGACGGGGCCCGGACGACAACACGAGCGCUUGAGGUCCCUCGUCUUUGCAGGAAGACCUCAUCUCUGCCACGUUUCACAUUACCAGUUUGUUCUCAAGCGCCCAGUGCUGUAGGUGCAUCACAGCAUCCAAAAACUGAGGAAAUUAGGAAUUUGUGAAAAUAAAUUUUUAAAUAUACUAUUGCCAUCCGCACGGUGAUGUACUGCUGGUUGGAGAUCCAAAAACUUCAGUGUUAAGAUGAAUGUAGUUCGACUUGAAGCCAAGGUUCUGCUGUUUGUACUGUUGUAAACAUGCCAAAUGGUGAUUAUUUCCCUCUCAUGUGAACUUUUGAUAGGUUUAGAGUGUGCCAUGAUUUUUUUUUUUACAUACCGACAGAUAAUCUGAAAAGCUGGUCUAUUGACUAAAGGCUGAAGCCAGAUCAGGGUACAGGAUGUGUUGCCCUUUAAGUUUAAGAACACCUCCUCUGUCUGUAGUGCAGCACUGUGUAUCUUCAGCUUCUCUUUUUUUGUUUUUUUUUACCGAGUGUCUUUUGCUCCCGCAUUGCUGCUCUAAACUCAGUUGCCAUGAGAUUGUCCUGUUUUGCACCAAACCUCAUAUCUUUCCCCUUUAAAUAUUGUCUUACAUACAGUAUUCUAUAUUUUUGUAUUUCCCAGAGCCUAACCCGCCUCCCAUGCUACUUAAAACAAACAAAAAAAAACUUUUAUCUGCCAUACUGAUCAACUCCAGAGGUGUUGAUGUUUGCCUCAAGGGAACUAAUACUGUUACCCAUGAAAGCGUUUACUUUGCGAGCAAAACACUGUAAAGUAUUUUAAUAUGUGAGUCUAUCCUUUUGCUGUAAAGAAUAUUUUGCAUAAGUUAUUAAUAGUGAAUGAAAACAUUCCAGAUGUGUACUAGUGCUGUAGAAAAUAAAACCUGACCAGUAAGUCAGGAUAAAA
Cyprinodon variegatus (sheepshead minnow) is the source of this 4644-nucleotide messenger RNA. RefSeq names its product inactive phospholipase C-like protein 2. Gene Ontology annotation, biological process: intracellular signal transduction; lipid metabolic process. Bases 396 to 3743 code for a protein of 1115 amino acids. The record is from RefSeq and is a predicted model, not a curated record. The transcript is spliced from 12 exons. Lineage: Eukaryota; Metazoa; Chordata; Actinopteri; Cyprinodontiformes; Cyprinodontidae. Gene Ontology annotation, molecular function: phosphatidylinositol-4,5-bisphosphate phospholipase C activity.